GUAUGGAGUCGACCGUUCCAAGAAUCCGAACAUCAUGUGGCCUUGGUGGCACGAGAUCAUGCGCAAGAAGGAGAAGGGCGAGAUUCCUAUGGAGAUGCCAGGCUACAUGCUGGCCAAAUUCCGCAAUGAGUGUGAGGAAAAGUGGACGGAGCAGAGGAGCGCGGAGUUUGAGGACUUCCUCAACGUCAUGGACGGAGAGGAAUGA
This is a messenger RNA of Durusdinium trenchii, 205 nucleotides long. NCBI's taxonomy places the organism in Eukaryota, Dinophyceae, Suessiales, Symbiodiniaceae. The record is from the annotation of a GenBank genome assembly.